This is a messenger RNA of Olea europaea var. sylvestris, 843 nucleotides long. Its product is annotated as calcium-transporting ATPase 12, plasma membrane-type-like. NCBI's taxonomy places the organism in Eukaryota, Viridiplantae, Streptophyta, Magnoliopsida, Lamiales, Oleaceae. Gene Ontology annotation, cellular component: intracellular membrane-bounded organelle. Gene Ontology annotation, molecular function: P-type calcium transporter activity. The record is from RefSeq and is a predicted model, not a curated record. The transcript has 3 exons. The coding region runs from base 1 to 843 and encodes 280 amino acids.
AUGGAGAAUGGCGUCAGAGGUGAUCGAACUGACAUUGACAGCAGAAGAAAAGCCUUCGGCUCUAAUCUUUUUCCACAGUAUAAUCUGCGAAAAACAUUUCGCCAUUUCGUGUUGGAAGCAAUUAAAGAUCCCAUGAUUGCUGUUUUGUUUAUCUGUGCUGUGCUUUCUCUAUGUCUUGGCAUUCAAAAACAUGGCCUACGACAAGGAUGGCAAGAAGGGUUGACAAAAAUACUUGCUAUUCUUGUAGUGGUAAUUGUUUCCUCCAGUGGAAAAUUCUGGCCAAUCAUUCAAUGCCUUGAAUUUUCAGUUAUCAGCAGCUAUAUUCCUGAAACUGAGGUUGUGAGAAGCAGUAAAUGGCAGCGAAUUCCAAUAUGUCGUGUUCUUGUCGGAGACGUAGUUUUUCUAAAGCCUGGUGAUCAAGUUCCUGCCGAUGGAUUGUUCAUAGAUGGCUGUUCACUAAAUACAGAGAUGAUGAGGACAGAUGGGCAAAUUGAUCGAAUCGAAGUGGACGCACACGAGAAUCCAUUCUUGUUCUUUGGCAGUACAGUUGUGGGUGGUUAUGCCAGAAUGCUAGUGACAACAGUUGGCAAGAACAUAAAGCACCAUGGAAUUUCUUUGAGGGGGUCUUCAAUUGACGAUCUCAAAAGAAUCACCUCUAUAGUAGGCAAAUCUGGCAAACUACAUGAUGAUAAUGGAAAAAGAGUGUCUUUCGGUGGAGAAACAACAAUUGGCGAUGUUCUUGCUGUCAUUGUGGGGAUUCUGGCUACUCCAACAAUGAUUGCUUUUACAUCUACUCCAGAAGACUUGGUUUCGGCUUUGCUUCUGUCUCCACUAUCUGCAUGA